AUUGGGCGAGCAUUACGCCAGCGGUAUUUUUUUAACGAGCAUAAAAUAUCGAAAUCGAGAAGGAACUGUUGGAAGGAUACUACCGGAGAUUUCACGGUUACUUAAUGACAUUGGCGAGUAUAAGUAUAAGUAUCCCAGGCAAAACCCUAAUGUACUAUUGAAGUGUUUAGGCAGUGUUUUUUUAGUUUUAUCUCUUCAACAGGAAGUGAUUAAACUUAUGGAAGCCAAACUAUCGCGCUUCUGGCAUGAAGGAACAUUGAUCGAAACGUAAAGCGACAGUUCUCUCUUAAUCCCGCAAUGGCGUACAAUCAGGACGAGCUGGUGGCACCGGGCUGGCUGAACGAUGAGUUCUUUCGUGAUGUAUUGCGUGAGGCAAAUAACGAUAUGUCAAUCGAAUUGACCGGCAAAUGCACACUUCGUCCUGGCACGAAAAUGGGUGAUCAUUAUGCCAGCGUUAUGUUCCGUACGACCGUAACGUAUCGGACGAAAAAAUCUGAUGCAGAACAAUCGAUCAAUCUCAUCAUGAAAACCACACCGGAAGCCGACGGCAUCAAAAAGGAGCUGUUGGAGGAUGAUACGUUUUUCAAUACUGAAAUUCGAAUGUAUAGUAAGAUUCUACCGGAGAUGGCACGGUUGCUGAAGGACAUUGGUGAAAAGUACAAGUAUCCUAGAUAUUUUUACGGCGCACUGAAGCCGCACGCCAUCGUUAUCUUGCAAGAUAUCAGCAACGAGGGAUGGGUGAUGAGUGGUUUUAUUGAAACUGUCGACGAUAUUAAGCCAAUCAUAAAAGAUAUUGCCAUGUUCCACGCAGCUUCCGUUGUGAUGGAGAGUAAGGAUCCUAACUUUUCGACCGAGCACAAGCUUUCGAUGGCAGACAAAUUCUUGAGCUUCGAACAGAUGAUCAACAAAGGGUUCCGUGACCUGAUGUACCUUACGAGAACCUAUCCGGAGUUUGCACGAUUCGCUAAGCCUCUGGAGAAAUUUCAACAUGACCUACGCGAGCUGUUAGAAUCGAUGUAUACACCGAGUCGAACGUUCCAGAAUGUGCUGACUCAUGGAGAUUUUCAGAUCAAAAAUAUGCUCCACCAAAUCGACGCGCACGGAAGGCACGUGGAUACUAUUUUGCUCGACUAUCAGAUAUGUUCGUGGACUACGCCGGCGAUAGACUUGUACGGGCUGUUGGACAUGAUAGCUUCGCAAGAUUUGAAGAAUAGCAGUCGGCAUGAGAUAAUCUAUCUCUACUACCAGGAGUACUCGGGCCUGCUAAAGCGGUUGGGAUUUGGGGGCAGAAUUCCAACGCUGUUGGAUUUGCAAGCCGAGCUGCUAAGGACUGCAGGAUUCGAGAUGUUCCAUUACGCCGUGUUCACGACCUUCCGAUUCCUGUGUCAGGAGAACCUCGAUAUAGAAGCGUACAUUAAGGGUGAAACCGAAAAUCCAGCAUUGGACAACCCAGAGUUCAAGAAAUUAAUGUUUGUGGAGCUAUCGCGACUUUUGUACCAAGGAACAAUAUGUUAAGGUUAAAUAAAGUGAACACGUGCUCAUCGCUAAUAAUGGAAUGUAUACUGUCG
Messenger RNA from Anopheles coustani, 1568 nucleotides. RefSeq lists its product as uncharacterized. The transcript has 5 exons. The record is from RefSeq and is a predicted model, not a curated record. NCBI's taxonomy places the organism in Eukaryota, Metazoa, Arthropoda, Insecta, Diptera, Culicidae. The coding region runs from base 298 to 1515 and encodes 405 amino acids.